Molecule: messenger RNA, 2700 nt
Organism: Aspergillus costaricaensis CBS 115574
Lineage: Eukaryota; Fungi; Ascomycota; Eurotiomycetes; Eurotiales; Aspergillaceae
Gene: luA
Product: 3-isopropylmalate dehydratase LEU1
Exons: 2
Coding region: 124-2445 (773 amino acids)
Biological process (GO): L-leucine biosynthetic process
Cellular component (GO): 3-isopropylmalate dehydratase complex
Molecular function (GO): 4 iron, 4 sulfur cluster binding; 3-isopropylmalate dehydratase activity
Source: RefSeq, a predicted model, not a curated record
CUAUCUUUCACUGUCUUUCCCCGUGUUUGGGCUUUAUCCCUUCUCCUCAUUUCUCCCCAAAACUACACUCUCAUCCCCCACAUUCUAUAUUUCCGUUGAUCUCCCACAUACACAUUGCCCCUCAUGCCUGGCGCUGAUAGGAAACCCAAGACCUUGUAUGACAAGGUCCUGGAUCACCACAUUGUCAACGAGCAGGAAGAUGGUACUCUCCUGAUCUACAUUGACAGACACCUUGUCCACGAAGUCACAUCUCCCCAGGCCUUUGAGGGUCUCAAGAAUGCUGGUCGCAAAGUCCGCCGGCCGGACUGCACUCUGGUGACCGUUGACCACAACAUCCCCACCUCCUCCCGCAAAAACUUCAAGAACGUUGAUGAGUUCAUUAAAGAGAACGACUCCCGUCUGCAAUGCAGCACCCUCGAAGAGAACGUCAAGGACUUCGGUCUCACAUACUUUGGCAUGGGCGACAAGCGUCAGGGUAUUGUCCACAUCAUCGGUCCCGAGCAGGGUUUCACCCUUCCCGGUACCACCGUCGUCUGCGGUGACAGUCACACCUCUACACACGGUGCCUUUGGUGCCCUUGCCUUCGGUAUCGGUACCAGUGAGGUCGAGCACGUUCUCGCCACUCAGACCCUCAUCACCCGUCGCAGCAAGAACAUGCGCAUCCAGGUCGAUGGCGAGCUGCCCGCCGGUGUCACCAGUAAGGAUGUCGUCCUACACAUCAUCGGUGUCAUUGGUACCGCCGGAGGUACCGGUGCCGUUAUCGAGUUCUGUGGUUCCGUCAUUCGCAGCCUGAGCAUGGAGGCCCGUAUGUCCAUGUGCAACAUGUCUAUCGAAGCUGGUGCCCGUGCCGGUAUGAUCGCUCCCGAUCAGAUCACCUUCGACUACCUGAAGGGCCGUCCUCUCGCUCCCAAGGUCGACAGCCCCGAAUGGACCAGGGCCGUCAACUUCUGGUCCAGCCUCGCCUCUGACGAAGAUGCCGUCUACGACAAGACCGUCAUCAUCGACGGCAAGGACAUCAUUCCCACCGUCUCCUGGGGUACCUCCCCCCAGGAUGUCAUCCCCAUCAACGGUGUCGUUCCCGGCCCCGAUGACUUCGAGGAUGAGAACCGCAAGCUCGCCUGCAAGCGCGCUCUUGAAUACAUGGGCCUGACCGCCGGCACCCCCAUGAAGGACAUUACGGUCGACAAGGUCUUCAUUGGUUCUUGCACCAACGCCCGUAUCGAGGAUCUCCGCGCCGCCGCCAAGGUUGUUCGCGGCAAGAAGAUUGCCUCCAACAUCAAGCGUGCCAUGGUCGUUCCCGGCUCCGGUCUUGUCAAGCAGCAAGCCGAGUCCGAAGGCCUCGACAAGAUUUUCUCUGACGCCGGCUUCGAAUGGCGUGAGGCUGGUUGCUCCAUGUGCCUGGGCAUGAACCCCGACAUUCUCUCCCCCCAGGAACGCUGCGCCAGUACCUCCAACCGUAACUUCGAAGGUCGCCAGGGUUACGGCGGUCGCACCCACCUGAUGUCCCCCGCCAUGGCUGCCUCCGCCGCCAUCGUCGGCAAGCUGGCUGACGUGCGCGAGCACCUCACCUCCAGCCCUGUCCUCGGCAAGGUGCAGCCCAAGAUCGACGUGCAAGAACAGCUGCACGAAGAGCCCACCACCGAAGAUGAAGUCGAGCGCAUCAUGGACCUCCCCGCCGACAACGAACCCCACACCAACUCUUCUGCCACCGCCACCUCCUCCGCCGGCCUCCCUAAGUUCACCACCCUGAAGGGUGUCGCCGCCCCGAUGGACCGUUCCAACGUCGACACCGACGCCAUCAUCCCCAAGCAAUUCCUCAAGACCAUCAAGCGUACCGGUCUUGGCAGCGCUCUGUUCUACGAGCUCCGCUACAAGGACGGCGCCGAGGAUCCCUCCUUCAUCCUGAACCAAGGCAUCUACCGCAACUCGAAGAUCCUCGUUGUCACCGGCCCCAACUUCGGCUGCGGUAGUUCCCGUGAACACGCCCCCUGGGCCCUCCUCGACUUCGGCAUCAAGUGCAUCAUCGCCCCCUCCUUCGCCGAUAUCUUCUUCAACAACACCUUCAAGAACGGCAUGCUGCCCGUCGUCAUCAGCGACGAGGCCGUCCUGGCCAAGAUCGCCGCUGAGGCCCACGCCGGUCGCGAAGUCGAGGUCGACCUGGUCAACCAGCAGAUCAAGGACGCCGCCGGUAACAAGCUCGCCGACUUUGAUGUCGAUGGCUUCCGCAAGCACUGCCUGAUCAACGGUCUCGAUGACAUUGGUCUUACUCUGCAGAUGGAGUCCAAGAUAAAGAACUUCGAGAACAAGCGGACCAUCGAGACCCCUUGGUUGGAUGGCAGUGGUUACUUGAAGCGGGGUAACCGUGGCGGCGCUACUAUGGUGCAGGCGGCGCCAGUGCCCAAGACCAACAGGGGCGAUGUUAAGUCUGAGCCUCUGGAGUGGUAGAUUGCAUACAUUUCGGGGUUGAGAGUGAACUCUUGCUUUUUGAUUUUGAUUUUUCUGGUUGAUAUGACUUGAUGAUGAAGCUGGAUUACGGGGUUUCCUUUUUAUCAUUUUACUAUUAUUUUUUUCUUGACUCGAUUUCGGCUAUAUAUCACUUUUGUUUUGGGGAAAAAUCACUUGCAUCUCGGCAUAGGAAGGACAAAUACCAUAUGAAUAGGGUUAAUAAAUAGAAACAACAACAAGAAAACUUGUCUUCAU